Aspergillus aculeatus ATCC 16872 is the source of this 1447-nucleotide messenger RNA. RefSeq lists its product as uncharacterized. The transcript is spliced from 2 exons. Lineage: Eukaryota; Fungi; Ascomycota; Eurotiomycetes; Eurotiales; Aspergillaceae. The record is from RefSeq and is a predicted model, not a curated record. The coding region runs from base 79 to 1155 and encodes 358 amino acids.
AAUUGCAACGAGGUAACCGCAAGAUCCUCCCGAGUCUUCAAUGGGGCCCUUGUUCUUCAAGCCCCUCAGCUACUCAUGAUGGCCCGGAGGGAUGAAGGGAAAAGAUCAAAUUCAGAGUACCUGUCAAACGGAAUCGACACCAUCCCGCGCCGCUCAUCCUUCGAACCCAAGCAGCCGUUCCCGCCUCUCCCCGCGGACGAUUUCGCGACCAACACUGUCGAGGUACAAACCAACACAUAUACCGAGAAUGACGACAACCAGGACCUGCCGUCGCCCUUGCACGCAGACAUAGAAGCCGAGGACGAUGCAGACUUCCAAUCGCAAUACUCUCUGGACGACCAAUCAUUCUCCGAUGCAUCCACGGACUCGGAGCCAUCGCCGGAGGAUGGCAUCUCCAUGCAUCAUCCAUUCCGGCAGUCGUCCGGCUCACUGCACGGUCCGAACGCGUUUGCACCUCCAUUCUACAAUCGCCCUCCGACACCACUACCACCGUCUCCCUCGUUGACCUCUCUCCUUCGCCCUCCGUUCUCCACCACCACUUCGCGACCGACCACCCCCGACAGCUCGGAUGUGGAAACGCCCAACGACACGGAGGCUGCUGUCGCGAAGUCCGCGCGGCGGGCAACAACAGUCCCACGGGCUAGCCCCAAGGUUCCGACAUAUGAAUACUACGGCUUCGUUCUGUAUCUUGCGUCCUCGUUGGCCUUCUUGAUUUACAUCCUUUGGUCCUACCUCCCCUCCCCCUUCCUUCACCAACUCGGUAUAUAUUACUAUCCCAAUCGAUGGUGGUCACUGGCCUUCCCUUCCUGGCUAGUCAUGUCUAUCAUCUACAUCUAUGUUGCGCUAGCCUCCUACAACACCGGCUAUCUCACGCUGCCGAUGAACAGCGUGGAGAAUAUCGUGGAUGAGGUGGCCAAUGUCGCAGUCAUUGACGGCAAGGGUCGACGACGACCCGGGGGCGGAGCCAAGAUGAGGCCCGGUGCGACAUCGUACCAGAUCAUGGGCCCGCAGAACCGCAAGAUCAACUGGAAGGAGAUCUGGAGCGAAGGUACAGAUGCUGUGCUGGAUGUUCCUGUGGGCGGUGUCUGUGAGGUUCUGUACGGGCAGGAAAGGGAUGAUGAUGAGUCAUGUGAAGAAUUUGUUGAGUACUCAUGAAUUGAGUUGCGGCGCAAUUCGCGUCGAGAUAAUGAUUGAAUGGCAGGAAUGUGCCAGCUCGGACCUCAGCCUGUCGCGGAUGCGCUUCUCCUGACUCUUCUUAUCGUAGUUACUUCCUUAUCAUCACGUGAAAGGAACCACAGCCCUCUCUCCCUUUUUGUGCGUCCAUCCUCUCCUAGUGGUAAAAUGCGCAGAAUUGACGAACCUUCCAUGUAAGACUUGACCGUUUCCUAGAAGUUUUUUGUGGCUGUUGUAGAGGUAGGUAUUGAGGUCUAGAUGCGGCGAGACUUGC